ACGUCCCUGAAAAAUGACGACCCGAAGGAGAUUCUCAAUUUGUUCUGCAAAGGUGUGUUUCCUCAUCACGUGACGACGAUUCUGAACAUCAAUAAUCCUCUGGGGAUGAAGAGGAGGACCAGUUCCAACCAGUAUAUUCUGGAACUAGCAAGUUACCUUGGAUUACCAAUUAUAUCCUGGGAUACAGAGUACAUAGUAGGCUCUCAGGUAACGAGAUAUAAUAAUAAAAAUAAUAAUAAUCACAAUAAUAAUAAUAAUAAACUUUUUGUUUCAUAAAUGUCUUAUCGGGCAUUUUUUUAAACUAUUAUUUUUUAAGUUAAUUUUAAUGUAAUCCAAAUGGAACACUAAACAAAAACGAAUUGAAUACUAAUUGAAUACCAAUUGCAUACUAAAUAAAUAUUAAUUGAAUACUAAUUGAAUCUAAUUAAAAACUGAUUGAAUACUAAUUGAAUACUCAUUGCAUACUUAUUGAAUACUAAUUGAAUUUUAAUUGAAUACUAAAUGAAUAGUAAUCAUCGAAUACAGCUUUGCGUUUUUUGUAAAUAAUUAACCUUAAAAUAGAAACCCAUAUUUUUAAUGGGUUAAAAAAUUGGUGUUUUGAUUUAUAACCUUGGCAGUUCACGGUGGGGGGGGGGGGGGGCGGGAAAGUCUGCACAGAUUUUUUGUAAAUAAUUAACCUUAAAAUAGAAACCCAUAUUUUUAAUGGGGUAAAAAAUUGGUGUUUUGAUUUAUAACCUUGGCAGGUCACGGGGGGGGGGGGGGGCUGGAAAGUCUGCACAGUACGAUGCAGAGGUGCGAGCAUAUGUCUACCCCACCCACCCCCAACCAAAAUCCUAUUGAAAUGUGCCUCAAAAAGCAUUGUGUAAAACGUGAAAGCAAAAGAUACCUUGACCCGAAGAUAAACGCAUGUUCUACCCAACAAAUGGCGCUCCUUUUGAGAUGUACUAAAAUGUUGUUUGUAAGACAUAAUACAAUUUGGAUUUUGUUUGCAGAAAGGUCAAUACGUUUUUUUAAUUUAUAUUUUUAUUUCAUUUAUAGAUAUUUUUUUAGUAGCGGGCGAUAAGAGUUUUAUUUCUUUACCAAAGAACACAAAACAAAAAAAACAACAGAUAGUUUGGCCUAGUGAAAAUUGCAGUUGUUCCAAAGUGAACUGUAAAUUUGGUCUGUUCAAUAGAUCUAUUCACAGAUCAAGUACAGUUUGCUUAUUCUUCUACUUUAACAUUCAAUUUCACAUUUGCAGUUUGAUACCAACAUUUUGUUGCCAAUAAUUUUAUUAACUUAAAAGAUAGGCCUUCUGUACCUAGAAAAGAGAAACUGGGUCUACAGUAGCAAGUAAGCGAAACUUAGCCUUAAAUAGCGAGUAAGAGAAACUGGGCCUACAGUAGCGUAUAAGAGAAACUGGUCCUAUAGUGGCGAGUAAGAGAAAAUGGGCCAAGAGUAGCGAGUAAGAGAAAAUGGGCCAAAAGUAGCGAGUAAGAGAACUGGGCCUACAGUAGCGAGUAAAAGAACUUGGCCUACAAUAGCGAGUAAGAGAAACUAGGCCUACAGUAGCGAGUAAGAGAACUGGGCCUACAAUAGCGAGUGAGAGAAACUGGGCCUACAGUAGCGAAUAGGAGAAACUAGGACUACAGUAUCGUAUAAGAGAAACUGGAACUACAGUAUCGUAUGAGAGAAACUGGGACUACAGUAGCAUAUAAGAGAAACUGGACCUACAGUAUCGUGUAAGAGAAACUUUCCCCAAUCUCUUCACACAUCAACGGAGAGCAACAUAAAGGUGCAUUAGGUGUAUCCAUUACGGCACUGAUUUCGUGCACAAACACACCAGAGAGAGUGAAAAUGGAAAACAAAUGUAUUCAGCUCUUCGGUACCAUAUCUUCACAUGGUAUCAAAUAAUGUUUCUCAAUUUCCCUGUAUUUCUUCUUUUUUUCGUAUUCCUUAUAUUUUAUGUAUCCCUAAAUAGUUGAUCCGUUAAGAUUCUCUCCCUUAUUUUUUACAUUGAUUGAUUGGAUAUUUAAAUAGCUCUGGUAUCCAUACCCCUUUAGCAUGCUCACUGCGCUCUGAUUUUCUUUAAUCUUUUUAAACAAAAAUUUUUUUAAAAUGUUUCUUAAAUGAUUUUUUUUAUCAUUUACAAUUCUCCUUAAAGAUUAAGGCAAACUGUUCCAUAAUUUUGGCGCUAUCGUUUCAAAAGAGCGCACUCCGUAAGAAUUUUUUCUUAGUGUUCAUCCACACUAAGAACUCUCAGUAAGUACUGUGUUGAAGACCGCAGGCUCUUCAAGGAUACAUGUUUAUAAAUCAGUUCUUUAAGAUAUUCCGGUGCUGAGCCAUCUAUGCAGCUGUACGCCAGGUACAGAAUUUUGUAGUUAUUGCGCUCACUCACAGUAACCAAUGGAGAUCUCGUAGAACUGGGGUGAUGUGGUCAGAUUUCUUCAUCCGCGAUACAAUGCGUGCUGCAGUAUUUUUGUACCUUUUGGAGUGUCUGAAUUUGGUUCUGAGGUAAACCCCGCAAACAACUGUUACAGUAAUCUAAUCUUGACUGGAUUAGAGUUACCGCUCCAGCGGUGGCUGUUCUCCUAUUGAGUUGAGGACGCAGCUGACCCAGGGCGCGCAGAUGACAGAAGCAUGCUUUGACCACAGAUUGAAACUUUUCAAGCAAGACAUAAGUGUCUAGAUCCUGCACAGCACCAAUAUUUAUAGUCUUUCAACUCCUUUAAUUCUACUUCCGGCAACAAAAAGGAAAUCUCUUUUUUCACUGUAAUCUGACACUUAUUAUAUUUUUUUUGUCUUGUUUUCUGAUGAAGGCUCUUAGCCGAAACGUCAACCUUUUGUCCUGUCAAUGAAUUCAAGUUGACCAAACCUUGUCCUUAUAUUUCAUUUCACAACUUGAAUGCAGUCCAUCAAUUAUUAUCCCUACCAGUUAGAAAUUAAAUUGCAACCGAUUAAAAUAAUGUAAUAGCACAAAACAUGACCAAAGUCUAUAAAACUCAAUAGGAUCAAUCAGAAGUGUUUUGAUCUGAGGGGACUAAAUCCAAGUAUUCCUAUUUCCCGCACCAAUGUAAAAGGUUUUCUUGGAACAAAAGCUUGACAUAAUCGCCCUUUCCUCCAGGAACGUCAUUUGGGUAGGGCAGGGUGGGGCAUUUGCCCCCAACCCCCCACCCCGAAUUGGCAGGUUUUAUUUAAAUGCUAUGUACUAUGGCGCCUCCAGUAAUAAACAACUUAACAAGCCGACGAAGUUUUAGUUUUUCCCCCUCCCACUUGAAAAAACCUGAAAUGACGCCCCUGCUUCCCUCUUUCAUUUUCUCCUCAAACUUACAGUCUUAUAUAUGUUAAAUAUAUCUACUCUCUAACAAUAUUGUACAUGUACGCCUUUUCUAUUCUCUAAACCACCAUACAUAACAUUUUUUUAUUGCCGUUACACAAUUCCUAUAUAUUUCUUUUUAUUUGUGGAUGCACGCAUGAGUUUUAAAAGAAUUCUUAAUUUUAAUUCACGGCCUUCCAUUCUUACCCCCUGUGUCCUCGUAGUCCCUGCGAACUGUCCAGUUGGCUCCGACCAUUGAACACCAAGCUAAAGCUAUGGUCAGCAUGCUGGAGCGCUACAACUGGACGGCCUUCACCAUAGUUACAGGCCCUGUAUCUGGGAGCAGUCAGUUUGUCACCAGUAUUGAGAACAUGGUUGAGCAGAGCCAGAAGAAUGCCCUCAAGACCCCAGCACAUUCAAGAAAGGAGAGGUGAGAAACCGAGGGUGAGGUCUCGGCCUCAGGGGAGCGGCUACUUUCUUUUGUGUUAAAUACCUUUAAAAAUAUACCAAAUAAAAAAAUGGGGAAGGGGGGGGGGGGGGGGUGAUACGAAUGAAUCGAAGGGAUCGAUACUUUAUUGGAAUGCGGUUACAAUUCCAAUCAUCAAAAAUUUCGAUGCCAUGAAAAAGAAACCGAGGGUGAGGUCUCGGCCUCAGGGGAGCGGCUACUUUCUUUUGUGUUAAAUACCUUUAAAAAUAUACCAAAUAAAAAAAUGGGGAAGGGGGGGGGGGUGGGGUGAUACGAAUGAAUCGAAGGGAUCGAUACUUUAUUGGAAUGCGGUUACAAUUCCAAUCAUCAAAAAUUUCGAUGCCAUUUAAAUAUUAAAUUAAAAAAACAACAUUAUUUUAAAGAUUAAUUUAGAAAGUAAAAAAUAAUAUAAAUCUGCUUUUUAUCCGACUGCAUGAUCGAGGUUAACUGCCCAAAAGGGGCGUUUAUAAGGCCUCCCUCCUCUGGACCUUGGUAAAUUAUGCAGGGAUUUAAUUCGAGACCUCGCCAUGAUUAUUAGUAAUAAAAAAAUAAAGUUUAAAAAAUGUUUGAACAUUUAGAACUAAUCAAUAAAGAUAUUGAUAACAAACGAUUGCUAUUUCGCCAAGAAUGACACAAUAACUUUUUUAAAUUUUUCUUUCUGGAAAUCAAAUCAUCAAAUCCAGAAAUUGUUGAAACAAUUAAUUUUAGUAGGCCUUUAAUUAUUUUUUUAAAUGCGUAAUAUGUAAUUCUAAAAAAAAUAUGGACAAAAAAGUUUGUUGCAAUGCCAAAGCGGUCAAAAAUGGUGUGCAUUAAAGUUCAUCCAAAGCGAAAGCCAUUUUUAAAAUAAAAGAUGAUUUAUUUAUUUUUUACUUGCCUAUAUUGAUUUUGAAAAAAAAUGGGGGGGGGGGGGCUGGUUAUCCCCCCCCCACCACUAUGACGACCCCCCUGUUCUCCAAUCUAUUAGAAUGUCUAUUUUAGUGUGCAUUAAAGUUCAUCCAAAGCGAAAGCCAUUUUUAAAAUAAAAGAUGAUUUAUUUAUUUUUUACUUGCCUAUAUUGAUUUUGAAAAAAAAUGGGGGGGAGGGGGGCUGGUUAUCCCCCCCCCACCACUAUGAAGACGCCCCUGUUAUCCAAUAUAUUAGAAUGUCUAUUUUAUGACAUAAGCCCAACGUUGACAUAACUUGAUAUUCUUCACUUCAGUUUGAACAUUUUGUCCAUCAUCAACAUUCGUAAGCCAGAAGAUAUCCUUCCACAACUUGUCAAAGUCAAGGGCUCGGACACCCGAGUUUUUCUCUUGCACAGUGCGAGGUGAGAUUAAACCGUUUAUCUGAUUUAAAUAUGGCAUUUUCUGAACAUGGGCUCUUUUCUGAACAUUGGCUCUUUUCUGAACAUUGGCUCUUUUCUGAACAUUGGCUCUUUUCUAAACAUUGGCUCUUUUCUGAACAUUCGUCGUUUUCUGAACAUUGGCUCUUGUCUGAGCAUUGGCUCUUUUCAAAAAUAGCUCUUAUUUAUUUUUUAAACAUUAUUUUUCCCAUUUUUAUUUAUGCUACUUAUUUUGUGUCUUUUGCUAUGGAAUGGCACCAAUUAUCACAUCUGUGUAGUCCUUUUUUAAACAAUUCUUUUGGUUUGUUGAAGUGUAAUGGGAUGUGUAAGUGUGGCUGAAUCGAACGUUUUUAAUAGAGAAUGACGCACGUGCACUCCAGUAGGCAUUGCAUUCGUCCUCUAAAGUCAGACGACCAUUUUGUAAGAUAAUCAUAAGCGAAAACCUGGUUUGCCGAGUGGUUUAGAAGAUAGGAUCAUUUUCGUACAGGUGACUCUAAUAUUCGUGCCGGAAUGAUGUAGUGUGGACAUUUCUGCCCAUUAUUAAUGAGGAUUUAAAUUUUUUGGAACCUGCAGUCUCCGACGAAAGUCAAAUUCACUUAUCAGACAUCUCCCUCCAUUGAAAAAGUACCUUUCCAUUUUGAUUUCUGAGGAACACGUGUCUGCUGGGGCCAUACACCAGUGAGAUAUUCAUUUCCCAACUCAAAUGCCUAGCAUAUCUUCCCUUAGAUUUCUGGGAACACGUGACUACCUGGGCUAUGCACCGUUGACGGAAGCAAGCUCGCGUUCAAGAUGCAGGAUUUUCAGUGCUGUUAUUUUUGGCUCAUGCUGAACAUCAUGUGUAGCCUCUUCCUUAUUAUAUAAUGUGUAUCCUCUUCCUGAGGAUAUACAUUAUUUAAAUGAUUAAAUAGUCUCCUUUCCGUUUUAUUAUUGUGUCUGAUACUCCUGUUUACUUUAAAAACAAUCGGGUACGGUUUCAAUAGCUUUUAAAAAUUAUUAUUUUCUUAAGAUUUGAGAUGGGGAAAAAUGUUGAAAUCACUAUUACGUUUAUCAUAAUGUGUGUAUUAUAUUCCCAAAUAGUUCCAUGGCACUAGAUAUAAUCCAGACUGCCAGAACGCUGAACCUCACAGAUAAAGACUAUGUAUGGAUUCUAACAAGAACUGCCAUUCCUAAUGCUAGAGAGGGUCCUAGGUCAUUCCCAGUUGGUCUCAUGGGUUGGUUCGUUAUCUUUUAACCUGUUUCACUUGAAUAUUUUAACAGUCUUAAAGCAUUCAAAAUUUACAUUUGCCGUUUUUGAAUAUGCUUGAUCUUAUUUAAAGUUACAAGCAGGCACGCAGGUUAAAUAUUUGAACAAUUUAGUCAAAGCAAGAAAGAAAAAUAGUAUAAAUCUAAGUUGGUAAUUUUUAAAUUUUAGUCGUGAAAUAAGUAUAGUGUCUUGUACUGAAGAAAUGCUAUUCCAGUCUGUAUACCCAUUGUAAGACAUAAAGGCUAACUAAACAGCUCAGAUUUAAACUAUUUUUUGGUAGGUCUCAACCAGCGUGUACAAAUAUUAGAAAACAGUUAAAAUGUUUCAAAAUUGUAUGACAGUUAGCAGUAUUUAACUAUUCUUGUGUCAACAGGAAUCGACUUUGAUUUUGAACUAACAGCCAUGAGACAGGCGUUGAAAUGGGGCAUAAUGAUAUGGCUCAACGCCCUGGCUGACAUGGCUAAGACGCAAGGAUUGCUAGCAAAUAUGACCAUUCCACCAAAGUUCUCAUGUGAUUCUGACAAGGAGCCUUUUUGGAGAGAUGGAGAAAUAUUAUAUAGGUAAGCCUAUAGGAGCCAGAAUGAUCAAUUCAUUGAUCGUGGGCCCUCAAAAUAAAGAAGAAGAAGCCUGGUAUCCAUAUGUUAGAAUAUUAUAUAGAUAAGCCUGGUAUCCAUAUGUUAGAAAUAUUAUUUAGGUUAACCUGCUAUGCACAUGUUAGAACUAUUAUAUAGGUAAGCCCUGUGUCCAUAUGUUAGCAUGUGAUUUACCUGAGAUUGUUUAUAAAAUUUCAAUAAGAAAUUGAAUGAAAAAAAAAAGAAAGGUUUUUCUUCUUCCUCUAUAUUUUGAGGGCCCGUGAUCAAUGUAUUGAUCAUUCUGGCUCCUAUGUUUGUAGAGGGGUUCACGAUGUAACUGUGCAUGGUUUUGAAGAGUAUAUUUCACUGGUUGCAAGGGCUACUCAGCGAUGGUAUUAAGAAUUGGGGGUUGCCAGACGGGAGGCAAUAGAUGCAAAUGCGUCAAGUGUAGUCGCCUCAACUGUUGCUUUCCAGUCCCUUAUUGUCUUUGGAAGAAUGAGGAGUUAUGUACUGAGUAAUUAGAUUGUUUGUUUUUUUUAUUAGCCGGAAUUGCCUGUUAUGGUCUAGGGGGAGAGGGAAGAAGUUAUGUUUAAUGCUGGAGGAGUGUACCUGCCCAUUUUCUAUUUUGAACAUCACGGAAAGCCUGGAUAGUCGUCGUUGUUCCUCCAGUGGUGACCAGGUCAGUGUUUCCUACGUGCUGCCAACACAUGAGGUGUUCAUGUGGCGGUUCAGGACAUAGCGUGCUGCCCGCUCUGGACCGCCUCCAACCUGUCGAUGCUCUUCUGGGUCCCAAACUGAAGAGGCAUAAUCUAAAAUCGGCCGGACAAAGGCUUUAUAGGCUUUCGAUUUUGCCUUAGGAAACUUGGAGUCUUGUUUGCCAAAUUGCACACAUUGUUAAUGUGCUCAUCCCAGCGGACCUCUCUUUUAAUGGUAACACCGAAUUAUCUGACGGAGCGAACUGGCCAAGGAAUAUGUCCAUGCAAUUGGUAAGGGUGGUGUAGCCUUGGAUCUACUUCUGGAAACUGACAGGGUCUAGCACUUGACGUCAUAAAAUUCCAUGUCCCAGCUCAUCUCCCACUCAGCUAACCGAUGGAAGUCCUGUUGUAGCUGGUUCUGUCAGAACUUUUGGCGAUCGUCCUGUACACCGCCGUUUUGUCUGUCAACAGUCUUGCAUGGGAUGUCAGCUUCUCUGGCAGGUCAUUGAUAUAUAUGAAAAAACAGGGGCCUAGCACAGAACCCUGGGGGACCCCUGACUUAACACCGACAGAGGAGGAGGUUAUGCCAUCUAUCACCAUCUGCCAUCUAUUGUAAACUUUGCUAUGACUUAAUUCAGGAUUCGCCUAUAUUGGGUAAUAAAAAAUAAUUAAAUAUAUUAGCUGGCCUUCUAAUAGUUAGCAGUUUACUAACCAAAAAGAACAGACCAUUUCACUGAAACUUUGAUAACUUUUAAAUCAUGUCUAAAAGCCUACUUAAAGGCAUAUUUCUUUAUAGAAGGGAACAUUUUGUUCGAAUACUGCAAAGACAUUUUAUGUUUUAGGAGGGAAGCAAAAUGUGGCUCUUAUUUUUUUUUAAAUUAUCAGUAAUAUAGAAUUUGCUUCUGUAAUUAAAAAUAUUUGUUUCAUUGAUCAUUUAUUUAAUUAAUAUUUUAAGUUUAAGAUAGGUCAUUAUAAAUUUAGAUCGCCGUUUUUAUUUUGAAAGAAUUUCCACAUUUUAGUUUUUAUAAUCUCUUUUUAAUUAUUUUUUUUAAAUUUUAACAACAAUUAAUGCACCAGGAUCUCAUCAAAAUUAUGAAUAUAUAUUUUUUAAAUUAAAAAAGUUCACGGUUGACAUGUAAACGACAUAAAUAUAUAUAAUAUUAAUAUUGGCUUUAAGAUUAAGACUGUCAGUGACUGAUAUGAACAUCUUUUGAUAAGAAAAAUAUCUGUUAUUUUUUAAAGAUAAAAAUAACAUGAAACUUAACUCAUUACAUUUAAUAGAAAUACUCCACUGUUUGGUCCAUGAUUCUGUACUGCUUAUUUCAACAUUGGUAAAAUUUAGAUUUAAAACCCAAUACCACACAAUUAAAGUUUCAAUAUAGUCAGGACUUUUUAUUACUGAAAAUAUAAUUUGUCCAGAAGAAACAUUUCUGAGCUUUAAAAUUCAAUUGUAUGCCGCAUGCCAAAACCAAUAAAAACCUUAAAGGUAUGUUAAAUACAUAAAAAAAAUUUGAACAUCAUUGCUUUAUGUUGUUUUUUUUUUUACAGGCACAUGUUGAAGGUAAAUAUACUUGGUGAACCACAAAUCAAGUUCAAUGAAAAUGGAACACUCCAGCAGACAGAUCUUAUUAUUGUUAACUUACAGUGGAUUGUUGGCGGCAAAAACAAAACAGAGUGGAAGCAGGUUUGUAUUUAGGAUCUUUGUGUUAACUCUUUAAAAAAAAUGAAAAUAAUUACUUUAUGAGAAACCCUUAAAAUUUAUUCUUUAAACAUUAAUUUUAAUCAAAAACAAAUUCUUAUAUCCCAGUAACAAGCUUAAAAUAGUUCAAACAUUAACAAAAUUUCAAACAAUAUAUUUUGAUCCAUUUUCGGACCUAACCUGUAAGCUUCUUCAAUAUAAAUGUGUAAACAUUGUUGAAAUUUCUGAAAUAUUUUAGUUUUACAUAUAAAAAAAAUGAAUUGUAUGAAUUUGAUAGUUUUCUUUCUGUUAAAAAUAUAUUAAAAGUUUGGUUAUAAAAUAGAUUUUUUUCCAUUUUAGGUAGGACGGUGGACAUUGCAUGGAUUGAAAAUGAAUGAAAUAGUGUGGCCAGGAGAAUCAACAGUUCCUCCCACUGGCAAGCCAAAAAGAGCUUUUCUACGAGUGGCAACUUUGAAUGAACUUCCUUAUGUCAUUUAUAGAAAUCUUAGUGAAAAUGGAGGAUGCGAGGAAAAGUCCCUUCCCUGUCAAAUAUACAACAGAAAUGAUAAAAAAGAAAUGUAAGAGAAAUAGUUGGGCUUGAUUUUUGAAAAAUUAUUGUUUUUUCAUUUUUUCCUUAAAUAAUUAUUCUGAUGUUAAAUUAUUUCAUUUAGUAUCUUGUAAAAUUAUUGAAAUUGCACAAUAAUUAUUCAGUCCAGACUAAAAAAAAAAUUGUUCUUCUUUUGUUUGAAAAAGUGGGAUAAAUCUUAAAAAAGUUGGAAGCUUUGUGUCACCUGAAAACAUUUUAGACUCUUUAAAACAAGUAACCUGGUUCACGUACAAAUUUCAUAAUACUUAGGCCUACAAUAAAAAUGAGGAGUUGGUAUAGAAUUUUGUGGGAAUUUAAAAGCAUAAGUUUGUUUCUCUUUUUUUAAAAAAACAAAAUAACAAUAUUUUUUUUUCCACUUAAGAUAUUUAAAGCUAUUAUAUAAUUAAACACAAGUGGUGAUUGGUUUGUUCAAAAUUUGUAUUUAAGCACAAGUAAUGUGACAAUAGCAAAAUGUUGUGCCGGGCUAAGUAUGGACCUUUUGAAGAUUCUCAGUGAUCAACUAAACUUUGACUACGAAAUUAAAGAAGUCAUUGAUGGGAAGUGGGGCGUUCUAAUCAACAAGGUAGGAAACAGAAGCAUAUGAAAUUUAGGCGAGCUUUUUGUUUUAUUACUUAUUAUUAGGACAAUAUAUUAAAAAAACACACAUUUAAAAGUGGAACAAGAACAAAGAUCAGAUCACAUAGAUUUACAAAUUACGACUUCUAAAUAUAAUAAUGUUCUUGAAACAUUUAUACUUAAAUAUAUUUGCAAUCAAUUUAAGUUCCUGAGUGAUGUUUUUACAACAAAAGAUUAAUCAGUCUAAUCCAUUUUAAUUAAUGAUUUCACUCUGAUUAAACAAACGUAUGUGUGUUUUUAAUAGUUAUAUAAAUGUAUCAAGUAAUUAUAUAGCAAAAUUUAGAUUUUGCACAGAGCUCUAAAUAACAUUUUCUUUUUUUUGUCUACUAUAAUUAGAUCAUUUAUAUAACUUUCAAACUAUUUCCACAGACUACAAAUGCAUGGAAUGGAUUAGUUAAAGCACUGCUCAACAAUGAGGCAGAUAUUGUCAUGACAGCAUUCAAGAUUAACCCUGAGAGAGCCAGUGCUGUUAAUUUCUCAGUUCCUUAUUUGGAAACAGGAAUAAAAAUAAUUGUUGCCCUUCGUGAUGGUGCCAUAUCACCCACUGCCUUUCUAGGUAAGCCCCUAAAUUGUUAAUUGAAAUGUAAUAAGAUUUGAAUUUAUUUUCUGGGGAUACCAAUAUUUUUUAAAUUGUCUUUGUUUAAAUAUUUUGGUUAAGCAUUCUUAAACUAAAUACUUACAAACUUGGUGCUGACUUUGCUUGUUUGCUUUAAAAUCAGGCCAUUUAAAAUAAGAAUAACUAAAGCUAAUUAUAUGUAGUUCUAUGAUGUUGAUUAUUCUUUUGUUACUAGAUAUAUUUAAAUUUUCACUGUUACCAUCUUUAAGGCUAAAAAUAUAAUUUGUGUUAAAUAUAACGCUGUUUAACUCUCUUUGAUGUAAAAAAAACAAUAAUAACAUCCAGUGUAGAGUAAACUAAACACAUUUCAGAACCUUUUGACUUUUUCUCAUGGAUGUUGAUCAUGUUACUAUCUGUGCAUUUUAUGGCAACGGUCAUCUUCCUCUGUGAAUGGGCCUUGCCCAAGAAUACGAGGGCGGAACAAGGUAGCCAAGGCAAAUUAUUCAGGCAAAAUACCUGUGUUUUAAUCAUUUCUAAAAUAUUGCAUUACUUUGCACAUUGAUAUAGAUUGCAUUGCCCCCUCUACCCUAAAUAUCUUUUUUUCUAAUUCAUUUUGUAUUUCUUUCUCUUUAUUUUUUAAAAAAUAGAAGUUUAUUACUAUAUAUUAAUGAAUAUGUUUUAGCUGUUUUUUUUCUUUUGAGAGUAUUUAAAUCUAUUUUAGUUAUCCAACAUGUAAGGUAAAAUUGUAAUUAUCCAUAAAGUGGUACAUUCUACUUAGAUAACUAAUAAGAAAAUACUAAAUUGAUUCCUUGUUUUAUCAGUUAAUAUUUAAGCAAUGGCCCCAAUAUUAUGUAAGUUCUUCAAAAACAUUUCUCUUAAAAGCUAUUUAAAUUGUUUUUAAAAUAUUUAAUUGUUAUUUUGGCUAAAUCUCAAAUAAUAUUUUGCAGCUUAAACAGUUAUUUAUUUUAAAGAAAAUUCUGUUUUAUUUCAAACUAAUUUCAUUUCAUUUUGUUUAAUUCUUUCACCCAAAACCAUGUUCUAUUAAAUUCUUAAUUAAUUUAUGUUGAACAAUAUAUCACACGAAUUGUUGUAAAAAUCAUGCCUUAAUAAAGUGUUGUUUUUACGAACCAAAUUUCCAUCAUUGUCUAUCCAACUUGUAGCCUUUAUUUUCCCCUGGCUUGGUUUUGGACUGUUAAUUGUUUUAUAUUCCCAUUGGACCCUGUUUUGACUUUCAUGAUUACAAAAGAAAGCGAUAGAAAGGAUUUUUUAAAUUAAAUAUUAAAAUACAUCAUUAUAAGACUUGACAAAAAAAGAACUAAUAAUUCCUUCAGUUUCACAUUUUGAAACAACUACAAAAACACAUAAGUUACCUGAAUAUCAGAAAAUGAUUUAUAAUACAAUCCAAGUUAUAGGUUUACGUCUUGCUCAAAACAUUGGAAACCAAUUUGUCUUAUUAAAUUAAAGACCAUUUUAUCAAUCAUUUAACAACUAAAUGAAAACAUUUUAUUUACACACUCAAACAUACAUUUCUGCAAUUAAAAUUUGACUGAAUUUGUGUUGACAAUUGAUAAAUUUACUACCAGUCACAAAGCUAUUUAUUGCAGUGGCUCCAUGACCAUUCUGGUUUAUGGCGCCUUUCAACAAAAAACUAAGGGAUGGAGCUUUUUAUGCUCUGAAUGCUUGAAUGGCUUGCCUUGCUAUCUUGUUCCAAUCUUUUAGCAAAAUGUUUAUGACAUUUUUAAAAAAGUUGCUUUUUUAACUUACUGUCUCUUGCAGGCAUUUUCAAUACUCGAAUGUCUCCCCAUAUUCCUAUACUUUUUAAAAGAGACCUUUCUCAGCUCAGUUAUUACCUAUUAAGUUCAUGUAAUGAAGUUUUAUAAAUAGUUCAACUUUUCCCCAUGUGGUCCACUGUAUGCCUACUAUAACAAUGAAUCUAGGAAUCACCAGAGAACACUACACACAUAUAAAACUUGACUUUGGAUGUUACUUUUUCUUCUUUAUGCACGUGAAUUAACAGAACCCUACGACUAUGCUUCCUGGUCACUUAUCCUUAUCUUCAGUGUUCACGCCACUGGGUCAUCCAUCCUCAUCUUUGAAUGGUUAAGUCCAUAUGGGCUUAACCGUGGACACACGCCUAUGCGAGGUAACUGAGGUAAAACUCAGGUAGUAAGUUUAUAAGAUUUUAUUUCCCCUUAAAGAAGAUAUUCUAAAGAAGAUAUAUUUUUUUACCAUUUCCAUACCAGAAUUCAGUUAAGUAAGGCUUAGAUAAAAGAAAGAGACGCUUUGUUUUUAUAUUUAAAAAUAACAGUGUAAUAGCAGAAACCAAACAUCUCUUUGUUUUUAAAAGCUCACAUCUUCAGAUAAACUUUCUUAAGCUUUCUUUUACAUUUCUCACAAACCGCUGUGUUGUUACAACAUCAAUUAUUAGACUUAUUAAAGGGUGUAUUUUCAUUUACUACACAUAUUACAGCUUUUAAAAGCACCUUAUCUUAGAAAGCUGAGAAGAUUUAAGACUAAAUGCCUAUCAUGUAAUGGGUAAAUUUUAAAAGAUACUUAAAAUCAGUAAAUGAAUAUUACAUUCUUGUAAAAGAAUAUUGUCAGUAGAUGUAAAUUCUUGGGACAUCAUCUUGUGUAAUUUAUUUGCUUCUUAAAAUUAAUCAUUAAAAUAAACUCUCAAAUUAACCAUCUUGCAAAUAAAUUAAAUAUAAAUCUAAUGCAAAGUUAAAAUAUUUCUUAGAGCAAAGUUUUAAUGUCCAUAAGACUAACAAUGGAUUUAUUUCUCUAUGAUUUUAUAUAUCUAUUUUUAAUUGCCUUUACUCUUUUGACGAUUCUAGUUAUUAUCUGUCAUAUUUCCUAAGUGUUAAUAGAUUAAGGGUACAAUUUAUGUAAUCCCAUAUUGAAUGAAAAUGGCUUACUGAGCACGCACGCAUCAUUAUUUUAUCUUCAGAUCUGUGCAUUUGAAUUUUAAUUAUGUAUGAUUGUAGUAAAGAAACAUUUUUUUAAGAAUUCAAAAGACUUGAAAAUUUAAUUACUCACAAACUUCAAUUUGCAUUCUGAUAUUAUUAUAUAAAAAUCUAAAGCAUAAGACUAUCAAGAAAUAUUAAAAAUAUUUUUUUUAAACUUUCUAUAAUAAAUAUUGUGUAAAAAGUCAAAUUGUAUUUGCCUUUUUUACAGUUACUCCUACUAACUGAUAGUUUGUAAAAUUUAUUAAUCUUAGCAUUUUGAAGUUAUAAAGGGCCAGUUAGUAUUAUUAUGUAUUUUUUAAUUUGACAUGUAAUAGUAUUUAUUUCUUUACUCUUCUGCGAUCUAAUCUUUUAAAAAUUAUUAAAUAUGCAAAAAGGUAUAUGCUAUUAAUAACACUUUUACUUAUCGAUCAAGUUAAAAACAUGAAAAACAAUGUAAUAAAUAAAUUAAGAUUUUGUUGGACAAUAUGAAAAGAUAUUUAAUUAAUUUCUUUAAAAAAAUUAUUUCUUGGAAGUAAUUUACCAGCUUGUUUUUUUUUUUUUUACUAUUUUAGCUUAGAGAAGUUUAAUUUUGAAAGAACAUUUAUAAAAAUAAUUCAGUAAAGUUAAAUUUCAGAACAUAAAUUCGAAACUCAAUUUAUUAUUUAAUUUUUAGAAGAUAUGUUUAAUUGGAAGUAAUUUACCAGCUUGUUUUUUUUUUUUUUACUAUUUUAGCUUAGAGAAGUUUAAUUUUGAAAGAACAUUUAUAAAAAUAAUUCAGUAAAGUUAAAUUUCAGAACAUAAAGUCGAGACUCAAUUUAUUAUUUAAUUUUUAGAAGAUAUGUUUAGGUAUAAAGAGGCAACCUACUUAGAAAGCAUUAUCCAAUCUUUUUAGAUAUUGACAUGUAUAUAUUAACUCAAUUUAGUAUAAUAUUCACUGCAUAUACUGUUUUGCUAAGCAAGAAAAACAAUUAAGAAUUUUAUCAUCAAGGAACAACAGCAUUUAUAACUUUUAAUAAAAAGCAAAAUUGUAAUAUUUCUCACUAAAACCCAUCUUUAUAAUUUUAGAUCACAAGUUUUCACUUUUCCGAUCAUUCUGGCUUAUCUGGGCAAUGUUAUUCAGUACAUCAGUUCAAACUGAUACACCAAAGGGCAUUGCCAGCAGAUUUCUAGCAAAUAUCUGGGCUUUAUUUGCUCUGGUCUUCUUGGCAUCCUACACUGCAAACCUGGCUGCCUUUAUGAUCACUAAAGAAGAGUUCUAUGACUUAUCUGGUAUUCAAGAUUACAGGGUAAGCUUUUUUCAUUAUAUGAUAAGCAUACCAAUAUUGCUUAUUGAUAAAGCUGUUUAAGGCAUCCAUUAUUUAUAAACCUGUUUAAAAUAAACUAGGCCUAUAAACAUUGGCAUUUGUUCAACUUCUAUUUUACCACUUUAGUUUUGUUAAAUAAAAACUUUAAAAAUGGAUUCAAUUUAAUUCAAUGGUUUUUUUAAGCUUCAAAAUCCAUACACAAUGAAGCCUCCCUUCAGAUAUGCUACAAUACCAAAUGGAAGCACUGAGGCCAACAUUAGGGCCAACCAUAAGGACAUGUACAAUUAUAUGAAGGCAUUUAACCAACCUGAUGUUGAUGCUGGGAUAGCUGAACUCAAGCAAGGGUAAAAGUUAGGAUUUACAUGAUAAUUAUAUUUUAUGUUUGUUAUAAAUAUGUAUAAUGAAAUGUUCAUUUAAGUCACAGCAAUUUGUUUAAACACUUACUGACAAACAAACAAAGAAAUGGUGACAGUCGAUCUACUACACAUUUUUUGGAAUAAAUACAUUUAUAAUUACAAAUUAGCCUUAAUUCCAACUGUAAAUUUACAUAUUUUUGAAAGGUCAUAUAAAGCUUUUUAUAACAUUUCUAUUUUAGGAGAAUUCAAGCUUUUAUUUAUGACUCCUCUGUUUUGGAAUAUUAUGCAUCUCGUGAUCCCAAAUGUCGACUUGUAACUGUAGGAAACCGUUAUGCUAUGACUGGCUAUGGUGUAGGUUUCCCACCAAAUAAUAAACCAUCAAGGAACCCAUGGAUCGACAAGUUCAACAAACACAUUUUAAAGCUUCAAGAAAAUGGUAAAUUUAUGUUGCUACAGACUUAGCAGAAAUUUAGACUAAACAAAAAAUUUCAAUGGUUUAUCCAUUUUUGUGUUAAUUUUAGAAAAAAACAACUAAAAUAAUUCAUUUUAUUUAUAUUUUUCUCUGUAUGAUGUGGAAUAAUUCCAAUCAAAUAAAUAAUUAAGAUAUAAUAAAUAGAAACAGUUCUUGUCGUACAAAGAUCACUGUUAAGAUUCACUUAGAUUUAUAUAGGAGCACAUUAUUUUAACAUAUUCUUCUAAAGUAUUUUAUUCAUGACAGUUACCUUGCCAUAUUUCAUAAUUCUUAAACUUUGUAUUAGAGAAUGACAUAGCAGAAUUAAUUAUAGAAAUCUGCAUGAUUUAUAAUAUUUCAGUGAACUUUUCUUUUUAAAAAAAACCCUUCUGUUAUAUAUUUCAUAGGUGAUAUGGAUCGUCUGCAGAAAUUUUGGCUCGCUGGGGCUUGUGACACCAAAAAAGAGAAGGGCGUGUCAAAUCGGACUCUUGGCAUUUUGAACUUUACAUCAGCAUUUAUUCUGUUAGGAAGUGGUGUCUUACUGGGUCUUCUAAUUUUGAUAUUUGAACAUCUUUACUUCAAGUUUUGUCGUAAACGAUUGAGAAAAUGGGAUAAAUGCGGAUGUUGUGCUUUAGUCUCUUUGGUAGGUUUUCAUUAAAAUUUCCUAAAACUGUUGUUUGAAUCUAGCAUUAAAAGCUUUCUGGUAGUCUUUCAGCCUAACUUUUUAAUUAUUAACUACUUUGUGGAUUACAUCAUACUAUUUUCUCCAGAGGAAAUCUGAGUUUAAAAAAAUAAUUAAAAGCAAAAAAUAGUGGAUGAAUCUGAGUGGGUUAGUUUUGGAGUAAAUUUUGGAUGCUUUCUCACCACUGCUCUUAAUUUAAAGAAAGCAUGUAAGUUUCUUCAUCGAUAGAAAACAUACGCUGUUAAUAAUAAAGGUUCUCCACACCUUCAUAAGAGACCUGUUAAAUGCCAAAUUGUGACCCUUUGCCACAUCACAGUUUUUGGUAUUUGGAUAUUCAUUGCAAUUUAAAAUACUUUCCAUUUUUUUUUUCAAUCAAGCAACUUCAUUACCCCUUAAAUAGAUGAGACAUCUCCAUCGUUUGCAGAGCCCAUGCAAUUGCUCUGCUUUAUACCUAGCUAUGUGCCUGAUUAAGAUUUUAGUAUAUAUUAUUUCCAUGCAGUAUUACCCACCCCCUUUAAAAAUAUUUUUAUUUACCGUUAAAAUGUCUUGCUAUUAUUCAACUAUUUAUUCAUUUAGGAUAUAAUCUUUCAAUAGAAGACCUUAUCAAAUCUCCUCAUAAUCACCAGCCUCCUAAAAACUUCAUAAAAUAUUUCUUGCUUUCUACCACCCCACUCCACACUGUCAGCAGCUUCUGCAUACAUUCAUUUAUUCUAGUUUAUUUAGCUUUGCAUAGUUUUAAACUGCUAAUUUUUUUUUUUUUUACUGUAAAAUAAUUUUCAUGUAAACCAGCAUAUCUAACUUGACCGAAAUUGAUAGUAUUGAAAUUCUAAUUGGUUGAUUUCAGAGCAUGGGAAAAUCCCUUCAGUUUAAAGAUUAUGUUGAUGAGGCAAUGAGUGCUUAUUCGAAGACACGCUGCAAGAAUCCUGUGUGUGAAAUCCAGAUAUGGAAGUUGAGACACCAGCUGGACAUGGCCUUAUUAAAGAUUGAUCACCUGCAAAAUCAAUUAUGGUAAAUAAAUAUUUUUGGCUUUCUUUGACAUGUAAUGAGCCAGGAAAUAAACACAACAGCUCAUAUUUGGGAUAUAAAAAUCUUAUCAGUGCAAGGUGAAGACUUAUGUGCUUUUUCUGUAGGGGUUUAACGUGGGUGGGGGGGGGGGGGGGUAUAUUAUAUUAUUUAUUUAAAUCACUUUAAAUGCAGUAAAAGCUCCAACAUAAAAGAAAGUCUAAUGGGCCCAGCUGAAAUUGCCAUACUAAUAAAUACUAUAAUUUAAAAUAGAAUAAACACAACAGCUCAUAUUUGGGAUAUAAAAAUCUUAUCAGUGCAAGGUGAAGACUUAUGUGCUUUUUCUGUAGGGGUUUAACGUGGGUGGGGGGGGGGGGAGGUAUAUUAUAUUAUUUAUCUAAAUCACUUUAAAUGCAGUAAAAGCUCCAACAUAAAAGAAAGUCUGAUGGGCCCAGCUGAAAUUGCCAUACUAAUAAAUACUAUAAUUUAAAAUAGGCUUAGAUUUCUGACAUGUUUCUUUAUAUUUGUUAUAUUUUCAGAAAUGUAAUGAAAUAUUUAGAUGUUUAGUUAAACCUCCCUCACCCCAAUCCCAAACCAAAGUUUAAAAAAUCACUUUUUAGACAAUUCAAUAUUUUUUAAACAUUUAGUAACCAUCAGUGUCAGGAUAUAAUUAAUAAUUGUCAAGGACUGUGAAGAUAAAAAUAAUUUUGUGAGCAAACUUUAAAAAAAAAAUGUAUAAAUGUUUAAUUAUAGACUAAUAGUUAUCUCUAUAUUUACAAAACAUAACUGCUUUCUUCAGUGAAAUAAGUGGUGAAUUUCUACCCCUGAUGCCAUCCUCUACAGUGGAAAAUGAAAAACGGACUGAACAUCAACAGCAAAAGCCUUUGGCUGUCCGAGCUAAUGGUAUGCAACAGUCCCAGCAUUACAAAACUGAAAAAUCUAAUCACAGACAAGGCAAAAAAACAGCAUCAAAAUUACCUUCUCAAUCGGCCAUUGAUCUUCCAGAAGUGUCUUUCCUGAGAAGCCUUGAGCUUCGUGAUGGUGGCAACUUCAUUGAUAAGUUUGAAGAAUACAUAGAAAAUUAUGAAAAGCCAGACAGCUCACCUGUGGCCGAUCACUUUUCUGAUCCUCUUUUGCCACCCCCUCCGCAGGGUGAGUCACCACUCCUGGGUAGCAGUGCCUGCAAUGAUGACACUGGUGGUGGAGGCAGCAGUUAUGGUGGGGACACUUUCCUCGGAUUUGAUGAUUUUCACAGUGAGAAUGCUGGCUCAAGAAGUGCAAGUGUUUUAGCUGGUAGAAUGGCAGCAAUGGGUUCAUCACCCGGUAAUGUCUUAAGACGCACACCCAGUUACACCUCUGCAGUGGGGAGAGAUAAUGGCUUGGACAGUGCAAGUGACAGUUCUCCUAAUAUGACCGGAAGAGUGAGACAAUAUGAUGGGAAAACAUAUGUUGGAGUGGACAGCAGCAGUACAGUCACAUGA
This is a messenger RNA of Lymnaea stagnalis (great pond snail), 19269 nucleotides long. The record is from the annotation of a GenBank genome assembly. NCBI's taxonomy places the organism in Eukaryota, Metazoa, Mollusca, Gastropoda, Lymnaeidae.